Messenger RNA from Myxozyma melibiosi, 1512 nucleotides. RefSeq lists its product as uncharacterized. NCBI's taxonomy places the organism in Eukaryota, Fungi, Ascomycota, Lipomycetes, Lipomycetales, Lipomycetaceae. The transcript has a single exon. The coding region runs from base 316 to 1458 and encodes 380 amino acids. Gene Ontology annotation, molecular function: protein binding. The record is from RefSeq and is a predicted model, not a curated record.
AGGAAAACAUCAAUUUACCGAAUCAGGCAGGUGAGUCACGCGUGAUCCGCCUGUCACACGCGUCUGGCGGGCGUAGCGUAAAACAAACUCCCAGCUCGCGCGUCACAGGAUCUGGCUUUGGGCUUUUGGGAGUUUUGGGUUAUGGAUUUGGGCUGCGGGACUGGGCCUGGGAGUCUGGGAAGAUUAGCUUAACAAGACAUACAAGGCUGCUGGUGAUCAGUGUUUGAGGUCUCGUUGGUCUAUCUGCUUCCGCUUCUGCUACACUCAAACAGAGCACUGUCUGCGCUCCUUCUCUUUCCUGCCGGGAUCUUCACAAUGUUCUCGGAAACUAUCACCGCAGUCUCGACUGCGACCGCACCUGCCAUCACCGUCGGCCCCCACGACGACGGCAACGCAGUCCUCCGCCUCGGCCGCCCAACAGUACUCAGCAAGCUUCCAAACGAGCUCAUAUGUGAGAUCUUCAAGUACAUUCCCUACCCGUUCAUCCACACACUCGCAAUGGUCUGCCGCGAGUGGAAGACCUUCCUGGACGAGUACUUCCGCUAUGAUCUCGACCGGCGCAGCGGCACGCUCGACUUCACCAGCACGCGGGGCUUUCGAACGUACGGAUAUUUAGGUCGCGUGCUUGAGCACAUACCUUCGCGGCCGAUCGAGGCCAUCUUCGUCAACACGGCUGACAAGCUCGAGGACUCGACCGUCGGCGUGCUGCUCGACAUAAAGAUGACAAUGACGCCCGGCCAGUGGUAUCACUACCACGGCUCCGGCGAGGACUGUCCGCUGCUUGAGCGGUUUCCAAAUUUAGAGCACAGACUGAGCGGAAUCAAGGAGCUUUCUGUCGACCGCUCGGUGAUGACGGUCCUUCAGCACUGGAGCGUGCACUCGCCCUACCUGCGAUCGACAGCGUUCUACAGACUCGAGGCACUGACCCUGCACCUCUCCAUCUUUGGCGAUUUCGUCAACACGCUAGCAAAAGUACAGACCGGCCUGCCAAACCUGCGACGACUGACCGCCGAAUGCGGCACCUACGAGCGACACAACCUUCGCGGCCGAGGCGGCGUGCUGCUCAGCGACAAAGACACCUACCGCUCGAUCUUCCCCGCGCUCGAGUACGUCAAGAUCGGCGCCCGCUGCCUGGGCACGCCCAAACCGCCGCUCGAGCCGGGAAAGCCGUAUUAUGUCAACAGACCGGUGUGGACGGUGGAGGAAAUGGAGAGUCUUAUGCGCAUGGCGCCGGAGAUGUCUGAGCUCUGUCUGUCCGGCGUGGUGCUGCACAGCAAUAUCUUUGGCGACGGGCCAUGUGUUUACAGAUUCAAUGCCGCGAUGAAGGUUCUUGUGCUAAGUGGCUGCUCUUUGAAGGCGACAAAGAUCUCUGUCGCCAGAGCAGACCAGGAGCCAGUGUGGUCUAUGAAGCGAGCGCGGGGGAGCAAGAUUCCUCCCAAGCGGAUAGUCUUUGGCUGAACUCUGAUUCAUCGCUUGAAGACCUUCUUGCUCUGUGUUUGAUUUCCUUUUUUA